GUGCGCGAGAGCCAAUGGAGACGCGCGUGACAGAGUUUGGGCAGAAGGGGUUUGUCUCACCUGCUCGGAAUCACUUCAAGAGGAGCGUGAACAGGACAUUUUCAGCUCACGACAAUUAAUACGCACGUAUCGGACAGUUAACACUUCACUUUAGAUAACAGUGAUGAGCUGAAGUCUGGGCCGCGCGCCUUUCUGAGGUACAGCACCACUCCAGAAACGCGUCGUGUCUGCUAUACAACUUGGCAACUCGUCACUCCGGGAUUUAACAGUGAGCGCGCGGAGCCUUUUCUACUGGCGAGUUGCUGUUUUAGGCAUCAUCAUGGAACUGAUAAAAAGCCAAACGCAAUGCAAGAAAGUUUUGGAUAACGUUGAUUUAAUCGCGAAGGAGUCAAAGUGAUUUCUGAUCGUCACAGUUUUUUUGUGUGUGCAUCAAAUGGCAGCGAUAUAAAUUGCACGAGCUCUGAGCACUUCAGGGAAGAAUAUUUGUUUUUUGUUGUUGUUGUUUUUUUCAAAACAAAAAAAUAAAAUAAAAUAAAAUCAUAUAGGCUACGUCUGGUCUGGGAAUUAACCGUAUAUUGCGUUGAAGUUUUAGGAAUUAAACAUCUCGACCCUCCAAGCUGUGAGUAAAAGACAGAACCACGACGAUGGAGCACACGGGAAUCGAAGAGGUGAACCAGACCCACCAGCAGCACGAACCCAUCAGUUUUGGAAUAGAUCAGAUUCUCAAUGGUUCCGAUCAGCCGAGUAGUUGCAUGCUUCCGAGUCGGACCGGCGACUCGGACUAUGCGCUCGCGCCGAACGUCUACGCCAACGGCUACAACAGCGUGUACAACCCGGCCUGUUCGAUGGCGGCCGGACUGGCAGGUCACUACAAUGUAAACAUGAACAUGAAUGUGAGCAUGAAUAUGAACGUAAACGUGAACUCAGGGAAUGCAGGCGGUGUCAUCCGCGUCCCGGCCCACAGACCCAUGCCACCCGCACAUCACCCGCCGACAACAGCCCAUCCGCCGGGCAUCGCGGCGGGGAUGCCCACCAUGCCCACGAUACCCAACAUGGGCAGUCCCGCCAGCUUCUCGUUCCCCUGGAUGGAGAGCAGCAGAAGGUUUGCGAAAGAUCGGCUAACCGCAGCUCUUUCACCGUUCUCCGUGACACGACGGAUCGGUCACCCGUACCAGAACCGAACUCCGCCAAAGAGGAAAAAGCCGCGCACGUCGUUCAGCCGCGUGCAGAUCUGCGAGCUGGAGAAGCGCUUCCACCGGCAGAAGUAUCUCGCGUCCGCGGAGCGCGCCACGCUCGCCAAGGCCUUGAAGAUGACAGACGCUCAGGUCAAAACCUGGUUCCAGAACAGAAGAACAAAAUGGAGGAGGCAGACCGCUGAGGAGAGAGAGGCCGAGCGACAGCAAGCCAACCGUCUGAUGCUACAGCUCCAACAGGAGGCCUUUCAGAAGACCCUGAGUCAACCGCUCCAACAAGACCCUCUCUGCCUACACAACUCCUCGCUUUACGCCCUGCAGAACUUACAGCCGUGGGCCGAUGACAACAAGGUGACGUCCGUCACCUCAGUCGCAUCUGUGGUCUGACCCACAACUCUCAUGUGUGCUAGUUAAUUGAGAAAGGAUUUUAUAGUACAAUGUAGGACACCGAUUAGCCGUUAAUUUGGGUGGAUCUCUCACUUGGACUCACGAGAAUCUGUACGACGCCAUUUUUUUUGUGAGAUCUUGCUCUGUAAAAACGUAUUUUCCAAUCACCCAUGGAAAUAAUUGGUUUUGACAGGAUCAGCUUUGAGCCUGAGAUAAAAUCGCUAGAGCAAUUUCAGUGUGUAUUUGUUUGUUUAUCACUCAGAAAUGUGUCUAUUUAAGUCUUGGCGUGGAGCAAAAUCCCUAAUGUAUUCCCAGUUAAAGUGGAAACCAGGCAAACACAAGCACACCCAGUUUACAUUUGACUGGUCAUUUGCUCGACCCUUACGCUACAUUCUCGUUCCUCUUUCUUCAGCUACCCAUCUAAGAGAGGGACGGGCUAUGUCCUUUCCAACCCAAAACCGCAAAGCUGUCUGAUGAAUUUCACCCAUCAAGACGGCUGUCUACGUGCCGUUUGGCAUCAAGGAGACUGACUCAACCCCAGACUCGUUCAUUCUUGUUCUUUUUAUUUGUGUUUUUUUUCCCCCUUUGGACUUUGUAAGAUGUGUUUGUGAUGCAUGUUCUCUACAUUUCUUGUAUGAAGAGAUGGACUAAAAACUGUUAGUUCUUUCAAGCUGGAGUCCUUCCUAAAACGCACUUUGGAAGCAAUUAUGGAGGCGCUCUCUCUGGAUUCUUCAUGAAGUGACGUUUAAAGGUGUUUUAUAUUAAAAAGAAUCGUGACUUCUAA
Messenger RNA from Pimephales promelas (fathead minnow), 2364 nucleotides. RefSeq names its product T cell leukemia homeobox 2 (gene tlx2). Gene Ontology annotation, biological process: regulation of transcription by RNA polymerase II; animal organ development. The record is from RefSeq and is a predicted model, not a curated record. Gene Ontology annotation, molecular function: RNA polymerase II cis-regulatory region sequence-specific DNA binding; DNA-binding transcription factor activity, RNA polymerase II-specific. NCBI's taxonomy places the organism in Eukaryota, Metazoa, Chordata, Actinopteri, Cypriniformes, Leuciscidae. Gene Ontology annotation, cellular component: nucleus.